AUGAACGGCCCAAUCGUCGCCACGCCACCGUACUACUACGAUGUUAACAACAUCACCGAGGGCCGAGUUCCUUUCCAACAAGAGGACGAUAUCAACCCAUUUGAGUAUCGACUCGGGGUAGAUACAAUGCACAAAAUCUUUGGUUUUCCAAUUGUGAAAGAGCCUGAUAAUGGAACAACUCCUCAGGCCCCUGUGCGAACACUCUUCGACACAAAACCCGACCUUUCUCGUUGGAAGACGCCACCCGCCCUGGGAAUCAGAGAUAUGUCACCCUCUUUCUAG
Molecule: messenger RNA, 282 nt
Organism: Penicillium hordei
Lineage: Eukaryota; Fungi; Ascomycota; Eurotiomycetes; Eurotiales; Aspergillaceae
Exons: 2
Coding region: 1-282 (93 amino acids)
Source: RefSeq, a predicted model, not a curated record